UCCGUUUUUUUGCGGAUCCGUUGUUCCUGAAAAUGUUUCCGUAUGUCAUCCGUUUUUUGCGGAUCCGCAAAAAACGGAUAGAUGUCUAAAGUUGGAAGCAAAUAAAGUUAUUUGGAUUUCUUUGAAAAAAAAGUGAAUAAAAAGACAAGAUAUGAUUACCUCAGGUGCCAUUUUCUUUGGUUCAUCGUGAGGUAAAGAGCUCUGUGUGGAAAUUUUGCUGUAUAGCCAUUUUUCCGUGCAUACUCUACUGCGAUAACAUGCCGAAGGAUAUUUGUGGAGUUCUGUUCCAUUGGGUCCUAUUUCGCUUAUUUGGACAACAACAAGCAAUGUUGGAAGAAGAACCGGAGAGGAGGAGGAUGAGACACUGGAUUCAUCCCAUUGUUGCGCAGAGAAUUCAGAAGGGACAAUUUCACACACUUUAUAAUGAUCUGCGUCAAGACCCCUUCAAGUUUCACAAUUUUUGCCGUAUGUCCAUGGAGUCAUUUGAUCACCUUUUGACGUCUCUCCACCCUGACCUUAACUUCAGGGACACUAGCAUGCGGCGCAGCAUCUCUGCCGAACAAAGGCUUAUUGUCACGUUGAGAUUCCUUGCAACUGGAAAUUCGUUUGCAUCGCUGCACUUUGAAUUUUUGCUAGGGAUCUCAACUAUCUCUGGGAUUGUCUGCCAUACGUGUAAAGUCAUAUGGCAGCGACUCAGAGAUGCGGUGAUGCCCACCCCCAAGGCGGAAGAUUGGCUUCGUAUCGCUGAGGGUUUUUUCCAAUCCGCGCAGUUUCCAAACUGCAUUGGGGCACUGGACGGAAAGCACAUCCGUGUGAAGAAACCGCCUCACUCAGGGUCCCGGUUCUUCAAUUACAAACAAUAUUUUUCUGUAGUGCUGAUGGCCUUGGUUGACAGUAACUACAAGUUUGUAAUUGUGGAUAUCGGGGCCUACGGGAGCACUUCAGACAGCCGCAUCUUUAGUGUUUCCAGAAUGGGUGAACGGCUUCGUGAAAACCAGCUUGCCCUGCCAGAGCCAAGAAGACUACCCGGAUCUGCAGGUCCGCCGGCUCCAUUUGUGAUCGUGGCAGACGAAGGAUUCGCAUUGUCACAUCACCUGAUGCGGCCCUUCCCUAGACGCGAUCUGGAUGACAGGAAGCGUAUCUUCAAUUAUCGAUUGACUCGCGCCCGUCGGUAUGUGGAGUGCGCUUUUGGAAUACUGUCCAGUAAGUGGAGAGUAUUCAUGUCAUCCAUACAAAUGAAUCCGGACAAUGCCACCCUGGUGAUACAGGCUUGUGUACUGCUGCACAACUUCACCAGGAUACAUGAUGCCUCCGCUGAUGCUGAUUUGGGUCAAAAUGUGCCAUCUUCAGUCAAUUUAGAUCUCAGUCGGACUGGAAGACCGGGAACGGCUGGGCUAGCUGUUCGGGAUUUCUAUGCCGACUUUUUCAGCAGUCCAGAGGGGGCGAUACCGUGGCAAUUGGAAGCCAUCCGUGGAAGUCGUUGAUUUCAGCUUGAAUCUGGUUUCCAAAUUACUAUUCAAAUUUACAUUUUCUUAGUUUAGUUAGAUCCCCUGUUGUUAGUUUAGUUUAGGGACUCGCAAGAUAAUGAGGACCCUUGACGUGGGCUUGCGAGCUGAGGUAUUUAAUAUUUGACAAAUGACUAUCAUUAUAUCAAAUUUGGGUGAUAGUGUUUUAACAAUUUUUACAUUUUUUUGUAUUAAAUACCUUUAAAUACCUCUAAAUAACAUUUAUUAAUAAAUGGUUUAAAUGUGUUUUGGAAUUGUGC
This is a messenger RNA of Bufo gargarizans (Asiatic toad), 1765 nucleotides long. RefSeq lists its product as uncharacterized. NCBI's taxonomy places the organism in Eukaryota, Metazoa, Chordata, Amphibia, Anura, Bufonidae. The transcript is spliced from 2 exons. The record is from RefSeq and is a predicted model, not a curated record. Bases 258 to 1484 code for a protein of 408 amino acids.